Messenger RNA from Talpa occidentalis (Iberian mole), 986 nucleotides. RefSeq names its product proteolipid protein 2 (gene PLP2). The record is from RefSeq and is a predicted model, not a curated record. The transcript has 5 exons. Bases 136 to 594 code for a protein of 152 amino acids. Lineage: Eukaryota; Metazoa; Chordata; Mammalia; Eulipotyphla; Talpidae. Gene Ontology annotation, cellular component: membrane.
GUGAUUCACUCCCUCCUUCGCCCCGGGGGCCCCUUCCCGGCCAGACGGCGGGCUAGACGACUGGGUGUGCAGCGUCCUCGAACCCGCGAGCAAACCAGCAGAUCCUCCGCUGCGGUAGAGACACCGGCCCACGCCAUGGCGGAUUCCGAGCGCUUCUCGGCCCCCGGCUGUUGGGCCGCCUGUACCAGCUUUUGGCGCACCCGAAAGGGAAUUCUCCUGUUUGCUGAGAUUAUACUGUGCCUGGUGAUCCUCAUCUGCUUCAGUGCCUCCACGCCCGGAUACUCCUCCCUGUCAGUGGUUGAGAUGAUCCUUGCUGCUGUUUUCUUUGUCAUCUACAUGUGUGAUCUGCACACCAAGAUACAGUUCAUCAACUGGCCUUGGAGUGAUUUCUUGCGAACCAUCAUAGCGGCCAUCCUCUACCUGAUCACCUCCAUUGUUGUUCUUGUUCACGGAGGAAACAACUCUUCAAUCGUCGCUGGGGUACUGGGCCUAUUUGCUACCUUCCUCUUUGGCUAUGAUGCCUAUAUCACCUUCCCUUUGCGCCAACAAAGACACACAGCAGCCCCUACUGACCCUGCAGAUGGCCCAGUGUAGGUGAACCACCCUUCAUUUCUCCUUGCAACCUGCAAAAACCACCUCCUUGGAAGUAACUCCUCCCCACCCUGCAACAGUACUCCUAGCCUACUCCUGCCCCCUUGAGGUAAAAGUGCCUUUACCUGGAGAUUUGUCUUCCAGCCUGCCAGUCAGACUUCCUGGGUAUGACCACCUUUGUGUGUGCCUAGUUCCCCCUGCCUUUUACAGUAUCCAAAAGGAGCAACCAGUUGUUCCUGGACUAUGCCCCCACCUAAGCCACUGCCCAAAAUGAUUUCGGACUCCAGUUGUGUCCCACUACAAAUAACCUCAGUGUGAGGUUAUUUAUCCUUGUAGAAGGAGAAAUAAAUAAUAAUAAACAGAUGGUUUAAUGAAUAAAUUAAUCCUCUGAUUAA